Molecule: messenger RNA, 3107 nt
Organism: Onychostoma macrolepis
Lineage: Eukaryota; Metazoa; Chordata; Actinopteri; Cypriniformes; Cyprinidae
Gene: fgf17
Product: fibroblast growth factor 17
Exons: 5
Coding region: 355-1002 (215 amino acids)
Biological process (GO): fibroblast growth factor receptor signaling pathway; positive regulation of protein phosphorylation; positive regulation of gene expression
Cellular component (GO): cytoplasm
Molecular function (GO): growth factor activity; type 1 fibroblast growth factor receptor binding; type 2 fibroblast growth factor receptor binding
Source: RefSeq, a predicted model, not a curated record
CGCAGUGAGGGAUCCAGACGCGCAGAGCGCGCUGCGCCUCUCCACAAGUGACAGUGCCAACACAACAUCAAGAACACUCUGGACCCACUGCACCACUAUCAUCAAAAAUAUGAUUUAGACAGCGACCUGCGUUGUACGAACACAUAUGAUGGAACUCCAUAAUGUUCUGGACUACAUGUGGAUCGUUUUUUUGCUAAUCGGAUUUAUCCGCGUGUGUGUUUGCGGAGACGCGCAUCUGAAGAUCUAGCGCUGCUGCACUCUUUACUUGACUCAGCUCAUUUAAUCGAGAGAUCACAGAGCUGGAUUAUCAUUCAGGAGAACCCUGGAUACGACAUUAUACUUUGCGUUCCCACAAUGUAUGGACUAAAUCAGCGCUGCUUGUACAUCUCUUUUCACUUCUUCGUGGUGUGGUGUCACGCGCAGGGGGAGAAGAAUCACCCUUCUCCUAAUUUUAAGCAGUAUGUGAGGGAACAGGGCUCUCUGACGGACCAGCUGAGCCGGCGGCAGGUUCGCGUCUAUCAGCUGUACAGCAGAACCAGCGGCAGACACGUGCAGAUCCAGGGCAAGAGAGUGAGCGCCACCGCCGAGGACGGGAACACUUUCGCCAGACUUUAUGUGGAGACGGACACCUUUGGAAGUCGUGUCCGGAUCAAAGGAGCAGAGAGUGGCAGAUACCUGUGCAUGAACCGCAGGGGGAAACUAGUCGGCAAGCCUAAUGGCAGAGGAAGGGACUGCAUCUUCACAGAGAUCGUCCUGGAGAACAACUACACUGCUUUCCAGAACGCUAAAUAUGAGGGCUGGUAUGUGGCCUUCAGCAGAAAGGGUCGGCCCAUCAAGGCCUCCAAAACCAGGGAGAACCAGCGGGAAGUUCACUUCAUCAAGCGCCUCCACAAAGGACCACUCCCCUUCCCAAACUCGGACCAACCCAAACACUUUGAGUUCAUCAACUUUCCACCGACCCGACGGGCGAAACGCAACAGAAAAGCCCACUCUGCUUCCUAACACCAUGCCACACAAACUCAUCUGACUGUUAAUAAGAAGAAGAGGCAGCUUUAUUUUUUAUAUAUUUUCAUACUUAAUGGACUUGAAAAAGCCAGCAACACUGAAUGCAUGGAUGCUCAUCGGGAUGACUUGUAAAUAUGGUAAGAUAGUCAAAGAGAAUGUAUAUAUUUAAUUAAGGUGGUAUUUGUAUGUGUGUUGUGUGAGCAUUUUUUAAAGACUUUAAGACAAUAUGCUCAAUAUUAAACACCAUAAAAAAGCAAGUUCCCUUUGGGGGGAAUAUAAAUGUAAAAUGAAAUAUAAAUCAACAUCAGUUUCCACCGAAGAUGUUUGACAUUACCUCAUGUGUCUGGGAUAGAAAUAAAUAAAUACGAGUCUUCAAAUGAUUGUUUGCUGUCUGUUAAUGUACUUUUAACAACAACAACAAAAAAUUGGGGGUCAGUAUGAUUUUGUUUUUUCAUAGAUUUUUUUUUUCUUUUAUUCAACAAGGAUGCAUUAAAUUGAUCAAGAGUGACAAAGAUCAGCAAAUCAGCAUAUUAGAAUGAUUUCUGAAGGAUCAUGUGACCCUGAAGACUGGAGUAAUGAUGCUGAAAAUUCAGCUUUUCAUCACAGGAAUAAAUUACAUUUAAAAUAUAUUACAAUUAAAAAUAUAUGUAUUUUAAACUGUAAUAAUAUUUCACAAUUUACUGUAUUUUUUAUUUUAAAAAAUGCAGUCUUGGUGAGCAGAAGAGUUUUCUCUCAAAAACAAUAAAAAAAAAAAAAAAACUAAAAAAACAUAUAGGCCUACUGACCUCAAACUUUUGAAAAGUACCUUUCUUAUCUCCAAGUAGGGAACAACACCUCCAGACUUCAAGAAAUGUUUGACCAGUAAUUUUUCUCAAUUCGCCCACUAGUAAUAUACGUAUAAAUAUACAUUAACCGGGUGGUAAAGCAUCACAAGUAACGCAAGUUAAAUAACUAAAGUAACGCAUUACUUUUUAAUUUACUUUUUAAUUUUAUAUAUAUAUAUAUAUAUAUAUAUAUACCUCCACACUGAAUAUACCUGCACACCGAAUAUACAUAUAUAUAUACCUUCAAUGAUCCAAUUCAACCAUUCGAAUAAGCAAAAAUGACUGUUAAAUGAAUGUUAAACAUCAAAUUUGUGUUUUGUUGCUGAAGUAAGUGUUGAACUUUCUUCAAGAAUGGCAGCUGAAAUGUUUGAGCUGCGCCCUCUACUGUACAGAUGUGAAUGUACAUUUCCUUCAGCCUCAGGCUUAUUCAUUUCGCUUUGUGAAAUGUGUGAAAGGGCUUUUAUAUUUGGCAAAGAGUGAAGGGUGGAUGGACAGAUUGAGAAACAGCUCUCUGCUGCCACCUGCUGCCUUGAUUCUGACACUGCAGACACAUUCAAGUGCUAAAGGAGACGAUGCAAAGAUAUCAUGCACAUUUCACACUGAAUAUUCAGCCUGAGGGGUUUUUAGGUCAUACCUGUUCUCUGCUGUUGGAUAGAUUUUAUUAUAGGUUAAAGUGAAGGCUGACAUGUUAAAGAAGUGUUUGUCAGCAUCACUAACAUCAUGCUGGAAGCCAGACUGCUUUUUCAAAUAAUAUCACGCCCUGCUGUCUGUAUACGGGUGAUUUUGGCAUCUUUCUUCUGUUCUUGUUGUACGUUCUGCAUUAUUGUUAAAUUGAUCUGCAUUAUCAUUAAAAUGAAGACUAGUUUUUUUUCAGUAUGUUCAUCACAUGCUGAAUAUCUCAACAAUUGCUCUAAAAGCAACAUUGCAGCAGAUUUAUUUGGCAUUGUCUUUCCCACAGUGAAAUCUCUCCUUAAUAGCACUUUUAUUCAUGUAAUCCUGCAUUUUCUAUUUUUAACAAUAUCAUGUGAGCUUUACGUAAAAAUGAGAGCACACAGCAUCCACUGAUUUCUGACUGAUUGUGCUAUUUCUAUAGCACACAUGUACAUGAGAUCAACACACUUGUCUAAUUUAUUUCAACGGGCUUGUCAUAUUCAUAACCUCAAAUCACCACAACAGCUGCUGAGAGCUGAUAUCAUUCCUGAAGCCUGCUGAUCCACUGAAAAGCCAAUAUAAUUGUAAGAUUAUCCCUAGUAAUGGGUUUGGCAACAAAAGCAGACA